AUUGGAUAACUUCUAGCUCUUUGAUUGGUCGCCGGAACAGGAAGUGCGAGUGGGCGUGGCUUGAGUUUCCGCGGAGGUCUUAGGAAGGCGAAAUGGAGGGAUGUGUGUCUAACAUAAUGAUCUGUAACCUGGCCUACAACGGGAAGCUGGAUGAGUUGAAGGAGAGCAUUUUGGCUGAUAAAUCUCUGGCUACUAGAACUGAUCAGGACAGCAGAACAGCAUUGCACUGGGCAUGCUCAGCUGGUCACACAGAAAUUGUUAAAUUCUUGCUGCAGCUUGGAGUGCCAGUGAAUGAUAAGGAUGACGCAGGUUGGUCUCCUCUUCAUAUUGCUGCUUCUGCUGGCCGGGAUGAGAUUGUAAAAGCCCUUCUGAGCAAAGGUGCACAUGUGAACGCUGUCAAUCAAAAUGGCUGCACUCCCCUCCAUUAUGCAGCUUCAAAGAAUAGGCAUGAGAUUGCUGUUAUGUUACUUGAAGGUGGGGCUAAUCCAGAUGCUAAGGAUCAUUAUGAUGCUACAGCAAUGCACCGUGCAGCAGCCAAGGGUAACUUGAAGAUGGUUCAUAUCCUUCUGUUCUACAAAGCAUCCACAAACAUCCAAGAUACUGAGGGUAACACUCCUCUACACUUAGCCUGUGAUGAGGAGAGAGUGGAAGAAGCAAAAUUGCUGGUUAUCCAAGGAGCAAGUAUUGACAUUGAGAAUAAAGAAGAAAAGACACCCCUGCAAGUGGCCAAAGGGGGCCUGGGUUUAAUCCUCAAGAGAAUUGCAGAAAGUGAAGCGGCUUCUAUGUAGGCUGCUUAUGUUGUAUUGUCCUCACUGUCCUGGAAACUAUUGUAUACAUGAAAAUGUUUUCUCACCUUCAGAAUUUGAUAACAUGUUGUAUUGUUCCUAUUGAAGUACUUGUUCUAUGCUUUCCACCCAUUUUCCAGGCAUUAAAAAACUGGUGAGCUUGUUCUACUGAUGUCAUUCAUUAAAUCUUGAUUACUUUGGAGUAAGUUGUCGUAGCUGUCCUGUCUUGAGCAUCUUCCCAUGCACCUGCUGACCCACUGUGGAACAAAACAAGUUCAGAGUCGGCCUGUCAGUUGGGCUCUAGGGAGCUUUCCUCUGUGUGGUCAAAACAAAUCAAGUUCACUCAAGAGACCUAUGCCAAAUAUUUCUCUUUUUUUCAACUACAAGGUUAAUUUAUUUUUGUUACAGGAGGAAGUUCUAUAUUUUAGAGGAGCAAGUUUUAAGUUGAAUUGUAUGUUCUUAAAAUAAUGACGAACAUGAGCCUACGUGCCCAUGUACCUUUUUAACUAGCCAUUUUCCUCUAAAAUAAGAUAUAUCACUUUUUUAAAAGAAAUUAAAAGUGUCUACAUUGACUUACCUUGUGUUGAAAAGAAUUGUCAAAUUUAUUAAAAAUAUGUAUAACAAUUAUAUUUUGAUUUGUAUUUCAAGUACUACAAACUUUUAUUUCAAGUAUUACAAACAAUAAACUGUUAAAAGA
Mastomys coucha (southern multimammate mouse) is the source of this 1482-nucleotide messenger RNA. It is a transcript of the gene Psmd10, whose product is annotated as proteasome 26S subunit, non-ATPase 10. Bases 93 to 788 code for a protein of 231 amino acids. Gene Ontology annotation, molecular function: protein binding. The transcript has 5 exons. The record is from RefSeq and is a predicted model, not a curated record. Lineage: Eukaryota; Metazoa; Chordata; Mammalia; Rodentia; Muridae.